Cladophialophora psammophila CBS 110553 is the source of this 1623-nucleotide messenger RNA. RefSeq lists its product as uncharacterized. NCBI's taxonomy places the organism in Eukaryota, Fungi, Ascomycota, Eurotiomycetes, Chaetothyriales, Herpotrichiellaceae. Bases 1 to 1623 code for a protein of 540 amino acids. The record is from RefSeq and is a predicted model, not a curated record. Gene Ontology annotation, biological process: amino acid transmembrane transport. Gene Ontology annotation, molecular function: L-amino acid transmembrane transporter activity. Gene Ontology annotation, cellular component: membrane. The transcript has 3 exons.
AUGGCUCCCGAGAUGCAAGACCUUGAAACAUCUCCUCUAUUAUCCCCCAACCCCGAUCAAAGUCCUCUGCACGAUUCGGAAAGCCUGGUAACCCAGACAGCAAAGGAUGAGCGAAAUAUUGACAAUGAUGUGCUGCCAGAGGCAUCUACAGCGGGAAGAAACAUUGGUUGGGGAAGCGCCUAUAUCCUGGUCAUCUCUCGAGUCAUCGGGUCAGGCAUUUUUGCCAUGCCUGGAACGAUCGUCCAGAACGUAGGCAGUCCGGGCCUGGCUCUUGUUCUCUGGGUUGUCGGAGCUCUGGUUGCGUGGGCCGGACUAGCCAUCGAUAUGGAAUAUGGAUGCAUGCUUCCUCGAUCAGGCGGAGUCAAAGUGUAUUUGGAGUAUACCUUUCGAAGACCGCGGUUCCUCACCUCGACCCUGGUUGCUGUCCAAGCUGUUCUCCUUGGAUUCACCGCAAGCAAUUGCAUCGUCUUUGCAAAAUACACUCUUUUCGCCGCUGGGGCUACUCCCGACGAUCUGAAUACCAAAUUACUGGCGGUCGGAUUGUUGACCUGGAUCACAAUCGUCCACAGCUGUUUUUACAAGACAGGAAUCUGGAUCCAGAAUAUCCUAGGUUGGAUUAAGGUUGGGUUGAUUGUGUUCAUGAUUUUGACUGGCUUGUUUGUGGUGCUGCUGCGACCCCAUACUUCGUCUAGCAGCACCGCGGGCCAUGCUUCAACCACAGCUUGGGAUGACCUGUGGACUGGCUCCGAUUGGGCGUGGAAUAACCUGUCGACGGCGUUCUUCAAGAUUCUCUACUCUUACGCAGGCCUCAGCAAUGUCAACAACGUGCUUAAUGAGGUGAAGGAUCCUGUCCGGACACUCAGAUCGGUCGGCCCAGUUGCGUUGCUGACGGCUUGUACAAUGUAUGUGCUUGUUAAUGUCGCGUAUCUCUCGGUGGUCCCGCUUGAGGAGGUCAAGCGCAGCAGAGAGCUCAUAGCAGCACUCUUCUUUGAGCGAGUCUUUGGAGCUGGCUUUGGCAACAAGUUUCUUCCGCUUGCUAUUGCUCUUAGCGCUGCAGGGAAUGUCAUGGUGGUCACGUUCAGCUUGGCUCGAGUCAAUCAGGAAGUUGCCAGACAAGGGUUUCUCCCCUUUUCGGAAGUUCUGGCCUCUUCCAAACCAUUUGGUGCUCCCCUCGGCGGGCUCAUCGUCCAUUAUGUGCCAUCUAUAUUGGUCAUCGCUCUACCGCCUUCUGCCACAGUAUAUGCUUUCAUCGCCGAUGUCGAAGGAUACGCAGGGCAGUUUUUUGCUCUAGCCGUCGCUGCUGGCUUGCUCGUACUCCGUAUCAAGAAGCCCGAUCUGCGACGACCAUUCAAGGCUUGGAUUCCGGCUGUGUGGUUCAGGAUCGUAUUAUCUGUGGCACUGAUUGGCGCUCCGCUGUUUCCUUCUAGUAAGGGGUCUUCGGAUGUCAACUUCUUCUACGCUACUUAUGCACUGGUCGGCCUUGCAAUUCUUAUCUUCGGAGUUGUCUAUUGGUUCGCGUGGACCAUUGCUCUACCUCGUUAUAGAGGCUACAGACUAGAGGAAGAAACGGAUGUCCUCGGUGACGGGACAACAGUCACGAAACUUGUCCGCAAGGAAUUAUAG